AUGCCCAAGAACAAGGGAAAAGGCGGCAAGAACCGCAGACGAGGAACAAAGGAGAAUGACGACCAGCGUCGAGAGCUGACCUUCAAGGAAGACGGCCAGGAGUACGCUCAGGUCAUCAAGAUGCUUGGCAACGGUCGCCUCGAGGCCAUGUGCUUUGACGGAAGCAAGCGUCUCGCCAACAUCCGUGGCAAGAUGCGCAAAAAGGUCUGGAUCAACCAGGGCGACAUCAUCCUGCUCUCCCUCCGCGACUUCCAGGAUAACAAGGGCGACGUCAUCCUCAAGUACACGGCCGACGAGGCCCGAACUCUCAAGUCGUACGGCGAACUUCCCGAGCAUGCCAAGAUCAACGAGACCGACUCCUUUGGCCAGGGCGAGGACGGCGAGGCCUACUUCGAGUUCGGCGACGCCGACUCGGACGACGAGUCGGGCGAGGACGAAGCCGGAGCCGGCAAGAAGGAUGUCGACAUUGACGACAUUUAG
Messenger RNA from Drechmeria coniospora, 480 nucleotides. RefSeq lists its product as uncharacterized. The record is from RefSeq and is a predicted model, not a curated record. Gene Ontology annotation, biological process: translational initiation. Gene Ontology annotation, molecular function: translation initiation factor activity; RNA binding. The coding region runs from base 1 to 480 and encodes 159 amino acids. The transcript is spliced from 3 exons. Lineage: Eukaryota; Fungi; Ascomycota; Sordariomycetes; Hypocreales; Ophiocordycipitaceae. Gene Ontology annotation, cellular component: cytoplasm.